Thrips palmi is the source of this 1206-nucleotide messenger RNA. It is a transcript of the gene eEF5, whose product is annotated as eukaryotic translation initiation factor 5A. Bases 194 to 676 code for a protein of 160 amino acids. The transcript is spliced from 5 exons. Gene Ontology annotation, biological process: positive regulation of translational elongation; positive regulation of translational termination. The record is from RefSeq and is a predicted model, not a curated record. NCBI's taxonomy places the organism in Eukaryota, Metazoa, Arthropoda, Insecta, Thysanoptera, Thripidae. Gene Ontology annotation, molecular function: RNA binding; ribosome binding; translation elongation factor activity.
CGACGAAGCCAAACGUUCCCCUCAUUCAUUCGCUUUCGCUUCGCACGAACGCACCUAGAGGUCGCCACGCGGAGCGGAGACGAGACGCUGCUGUGUAACGUGGUCACCCUGCUGUUGAAGACCUUCUAGUCGAGAGAUCCGCUCGUCGGGCACAUACUAGUUCAGGAACCGAAGCACAACCACAGAACCAAAAAUGGCAGAAAUUGAAGACACUCAUUUCGAGACUGGCGACUCUGGUGCCUCAGCUACCUUCCCGAUGCAAUGUUCCGCCCUGCGGAAGAACGGUUUCGUCAUGUUGAAGUCUCGUCCAUGCAAAAUUGUUGAAAUGUCGACCUCCAAGACAGGCAAGCACGGUCACGCUAAAGUUCACAUGGUCGGUAUUGAUAUUUUCUCUGGCAAGAAGUAUGAAGAUAUUUGCCCCUCUACCCACAACAUGGAUGUUCCCCACGUCAAACGUGAAGAUUAUCAGUUGACAGACAUUUCUGAUGACGGGUACCUCUGCUUGAUGGGUGACAGCGGUGACCUUAGAGAAGAUUUGAAGAUCCCCGAUGGUGACUUGGGUACUCAGCUGAGAGCUGAAUACGAUGCCGGCAAGGAACUUCUGUGCACAGUCCUGAAGUCCUGCGGUGAAGAGUGUGUGAUUGCCAUCAAAACCAACACUGCUCUCGAUAAAUAGGUGACAUCAUUGUUCUAAUCGUGAGCAUAUAAGAACAGGGGUGGCUUUGGAGUCAUUGUGACUGUCGUUGGAGGUCCUUGCCAAUUCAAAUUUUGCUAAACUCUCGGCUUAUUUAAUGAGAGAUCUCACAUUUGUUUCCAGUUGUUUCAACUUUGGAAGUAUUAUUGAAAAUGUUGCCAGGACAGAGUUGCCGUAUAUUUAUGUGGGUUUUUAAUUCCUAGAUAGCUUUUGUUUUAAAUUUUUCUUUUUUACUACUGUGCUAGUUCUGGUAGCUAAGUAAAUAUACUUUGAUUUGUCUGGGAACAUUGUCAAUGAGAUUGUGCUGGACUGACAAAUAAGCUAAUCUAAGGCAAAGGUGGGUGAAUAGAACUUACUGACUUAAACUGCAACUCCAUUAUUGUUAUCAGCUCCUUGCAGCUGAAUUAUUUUGAAACGGAUUUCUUUUUAAAAAAAUAUAAAAUUAUGGAAGUACAAAUAAACAAUGGCUUGACCAAGGACUGUGACCUAAUAAAUGCUAGACACAAGUGAAA